Molecule: messenger RNA, 5547 nt
Organism: Oncorhynchus gorbuscha (pink salmon)
Lineage: Eukaryota; Metazoa; Chordata; Actinopteri; Salmoniformes; Salmonidae
Product: cAMP-specific 3',5'-cyclic phosphodiesterase 4D-like
Exons: 15
Coding region: 838-3132 (764 amino acids)
Biological process (GO): signal transduction
Cellular component (GO): perinuclear region of cytoplasm; nucleus; cytosol
Molecular function (GO): 3',5'-cyclic-AMP phosphodiesterase activity
Source: RefSeq, a predicted model, not a curated record
CAGGCACACAGACACAUGAUAUCGCAAGACUUGCACACAAACAGACACUUAUUGAGUUUUCAAGAGGGUCCAUGUCUUCAGCUGUCAGAGGGAGUUGAGACUUAGAGGUGGAAGACUGGGUUUAGAAGAAUUGCAGAGGAGAGAAAGACACUGAUGAGGAGUGAGACAGAAGGGGAGACUGGGAGAGCUUUCUGAUCAAGCCUUCAUGUAGAGAUUGUUCAAAAAGACAGUGAGAGCCAGACAUAGGAAUGGAAAAGGACAAAAUCAAGCUAGUUAAUCUGCAUUUAGUUUAUUUUGACCUUCAUCUGGAUAGAAAAGGAAUUCCAUAUUGUCCGUUUAAGGGAGCUUCACUCUUGCUUCUACAACUGUUGAACAUGUGCUUGGUGACAAACUCAACUCGUUGUGUCCCUCAACCACAUCUAAGGAUGUUACCCGGGAGAAAAAAAUUGACUUUUUGAAACACACUGCAGCUUUUCAAGAGGCGGAUUUUUCAAUGUUUUUGACAGGAAUGUUGGUGGGAAAUACCAAGGAGGAUUUCCCUCAAAGCCUCAGACUUUCUCCCAGAUUCUCGCAGGGAUUGUCUUGCUGUUUUGGCUUUUCUUGUAAUUGCGGCAUCUUCGGUCCUCUCUGUUUGACAUAUCAUUCAUUUGAGCGGCAAUGGGAACCAGGUGCGGCGUGAGGAAAGCAGCAGGGUCGCGCGAAAGGAGACGGACAAGAGCACUCUAAUGUUCCCACCGUAGCUUUCAAAAGGAGAAGGAAACUAAGGAAAGCAGAGAAAAAAGUAGAAAGGGGGGAAAAGAGGGAGCGAGAGGAGGAGUGAAUAAAGGGGGGAGAAAUAUGAGUUUGCCAACAAACUGUGUAUUCAUGGCCCCCACCACGGACCGGUCGUUCAAAGUGCGGAAUGGAAAUAUCUGUGGAUCCCCGUGCGCAGUCAACCGGCCCAUUGACAUUGUCCAGAAGCGCAGGCGUUUUGAUGUGGAGAAUGGGCUGCCGGUGGGACGCAGCCCUCUGGACCCCCAGGCCAGCCCCAGCUCCGGCCUGGUCCUGCAGGCCAACUACCCCCACAGCCAGCGCCGCGAGUCCUUCCUCUACCGCUCCGACUCAGACUUCGACCUCUCACCAAAAGCCAUGUCCCGCAACUCCUCCAUGGCCAGUGAGCUGGAAGAGGGCUUGAAGCACUGGGAAGUCGGUUGGCUGCCGCGACAUGGAGAAGACAUGAUUGUGACACCAUUUGCACAGGUGCUCGCCAGUCUCCGAACAGUCAGAAGCAACUUUGCCGUCAUAACUCAUCUGCAGGAUCGGCCCAACAGGCGGCCGUCAGGCAGCAACACUCCCUCAAUGCCUACUCAUACCAAUCCAAGCAUACCAGAGGAGCCCUACCAGAAGCUGGCCAUAGAGACACUGGAGGAGCUGGACUGGUGUCUGGACCAGCUGGAGACCCUGCAGACCCGUCACUCAGUCAGCGAGAUGGCUUCCAACAAGUUCAAAAGGAUGCUGAACAGAGAGCUCACCCAGUUGUCAGAAACCAGCCGGUCAGGAAACCAAGUCUCAGAGUUUAUCGCCAACACUUUCCUAGAAAAGCAGCAAGAUGUGGAGAUUAUGUCUGGGCCUCUUAAAGACAAGGACAAGAAGAAGAGGCCCAUGUCCCAGAUUGUUGCGGUGAAGAAACCUGCCCUCAGCCCCAGCCUUGCCCCUACCCAGAUCCCCCGCUUUGGGGUCACCACCCUCCAUGAGGGUCUACUGGCAACGGAAUUUGAAGACAUCAACAGAUGGGGUCUAGAUAUUUUCAAGAUAGCUGAAUACUCGGGGAAUCGGCCUUUGACCGUGGUGAUGUACUCCAUUUUCCAGGAGCGAGAGCUGCUGAAGAACUUUAAGAUCCCAGCCGACACCUUUGUCACCUUCAUGAUGACCCUGGAGGACCACUACCACACCGACGUGGCCUACCACAACAACAUCCACGCUGCCGACGUGGUACAGUCCACUCACAUCCUCCUCUCCACCCCUGCCCUGGAGGCUGUCUUCACUGACCUGGAGAUCAUGGCUGCUCUGUUUAGCAGUGCCAUACAUGACGUGGAUCACCCCGGAGUGUCCAACCAGUUCCUCAUCAACACAAACUCUGAGCUGGCUCUGAUGUACAACGACGCCUCUGUCCUGGAGAACCACCACCUGGCCGUGGGCUUCAAGCUGCUGCAGGAGGACAACUGUGACAUCUUCCAGAGCCUCAGCAAGAAACAGGGACAGUCCCUCAGGAAGAUGGUCAUCGACAUGGUGUUGGCCACUGACAUGUCCAAGCACAUGAACUUCCUUGCUGACCUGAAGACCAUGGUGGAGACCAAGAAGGUGACCAGUCUGGGAGUGCUGCUGCUGGACAACUACUCAGACCGCAUCCAGGUCCUGCAGAACAUGGUUCACUGUGCUGACCUGAGUAACCCCACCAAGCCACUGGCCGUCUACCGCCAGUGGACGGACCGCAUCAUGAUGGAGUUCUUCACUCAGGGGGACAGGGAGAGGGACAAGGGCAUGGAGAUCAGCCCUAUGUGUGACAAACACAAUGCCUCUGUCGAGAAGACCCAGGUGGGAUUCAUAGACUACAUUGUCCACCCUCUGUGGGAGACGUGGGCAGACCUGGUCCACCCUGACGCCCAGGACAUUCUGGACAUGCUGGAGGACAACCGGGAGUGGUACCAGAGUAUGAUACAGCGCAGCCCCUCACCCACCCUCGAGGACAGGGACCUUGACGGGGUACCAGGGGCCCUGGAGGUCAUGGCGGGGGGCUGCUGCACCUCCACAGGGGACAAGUUCCAGUUUGAACUCACCCUGGAGGAGGAGGAGGAGGGCGACGUCGAGUCAGACCUGGAGAGCUCACCCGAGGAGGAGAUGUCACUGGAGGGAGAGACUUCUAGGAAGACCCCGGCACUGUCUCAAUCCCCAGAGCCCAGCAGCAGCAGCACCAGACACCGGCCCCCCUCCCCUCACCCUGGCCGGGCCCUCAGUCUGACCACCAUGUCAGUUAGGAGCCCCGGCCAUCUCAGGACGUUGAGCCCCGGGCUGGACGGGGACGACAGAGAUGAUAUGGACAGAGAACUGGGUCAGGAAGGCAAUAGUGUAGCGUACCUACGGCUUGGCACGUAACACCAACCCUAGCCCACCCAACACCUCAUUCAGUCCCUGCCUUGGUUCGUGGGUCCCAGCAGCAAUUGGACGUGCAGGGUGGGUUUUUUGACAACAGUCUGUAAUGACAACAGUCCCUUUACACUGAAGACACCUUUACACUGACCACUUUCCCUCCGUUUAAUCUUGUAGAACAAGAAGUAUCGUUAUAUCCUCUUUUUUUCUCCUUCUAUAAAUUGAUUCUAGGGAUAAAGUGUCAGAAACAGACUGCUGUAUAUGUCUAGCUGAUCAAAGGUAGAAAUAAUUACAUGGCUAACCAGUCUCACCAACGUCUCCUGAUGGAGCAAGGAAUUCUACUGAGAAAAUGUCUUCCUCAAAAUGAUGGAAUAUAGAUCUAUUCAAUGGAAUAUUGUAAGGAUUGUGAUCAAUUUACAGGGUCUUAGAACUGUUGCACCAUACAAUUAGGGGGGUUAUAUUUGUUUGAAUUCAGUAAGCAUAAACUAGUAUAUUUUAUUUAGUUUCUGAGAGUUCUGUGAAUGAUAAGUUUAACUAAAUCCAGUAUGUACCUGAAUAGUGAGAUAAUUGUGACUUAAACCUCAGGGUAUGGAGAGAGAAAUGAUUUUAAUGUAGCACAGACUUCUUGGGUGCCCCUUAACCUAGACUGCCUGUUUCGAAUUUUGUCUCUUAGAACUUCAAGAGGUUCAAGUUACACAAAAAUACAUAACUGAUUGACAUGUGUCUGGCGCCCUCUAUUGAUCUAAAUGAAGAGUUUGAGAACUAAAGCAAGUUAAUAAGUAUGGAGUAAGAAACAAACAGUACCAGUAUAAUUAUAUACAGUGGGGUCUGAAAUUAUUGACACCCUUGAUACAGAAUAAUUUAUAGGAAAUCUUUAGGGGUGUCAAUAAUUAUGACCCCUACCUUUAAGGGGGGGGGAGUCAUUUUUUAGCACAAAAUAUAGCUCAGUAUUUUUAUUAUUUAUUUUAUACAGUCAGUAUUGCUAUUCUUUAUCAAGGGUGUCAAUAAUUUCAGACCCCACUGUAUACAAGUCAAGCAUUUAAACAUUUCCUGAAGUACUGUGGUUGAUUGGGUUGUUUUAAAUCUAGACAAACACCACCACUACACUCAUAUUCGUAACAUUUGUAUUUGUUUUUAUGGGGUCAUGUUUUACGUUUGUGUCACAUUUUUAAAUCUGAUAUGAAAUGGUUGUUUUCUUUUAUAUAUUUGGGAUGUCUUCACUAUGUCUGUUUGUCUCUGUGCUUUGUAAGCAUAGUUAUCAGGGUGCCUCCACCAUCCAGUAGCACUUUACAAUCUCUGUUGUAAAUUAAUUCAGUUCUGAAGCGCUUGAGCCAAACCAUGAUUCUACUAGACAGCUUACUGAAGGUUGUGUAGAUCUGAGAGGAAUGGAUAGGUGUAAUAAAUGUGGUAAUAAUUCCACCUAACCUAUCAGAGUGGUUAAAUUGUCAUGUACUGUAGCUUAAACCUAUGAAAUCCUGUCAGAUCUCCACAAGUGUCUAGGGGCUAUGGGUUGUUUCUGGACAGGGCCGCAGAGUAGACUAAUAAGGUUUUUUGUCCAGUAGGGUGCGAUGCUUUGAAAGUUGCAGAUAGAAAUGUAGUGAACAGAGAUAUAAUAAUAAUAAUAUAUGCCAUUUAGCAGACGCUUUUAUCCAAAGCGACUUACAGUCAUGUGUGCAUACAUUCUACGUAUGGGUGGUCCCGGGGAUCGAACCCACUACCCUGGCGUUACAAGCGCCAUGCUCUACCAACUGAGCCACAGAAGGAGAUGAUAUGAUUCCCUGUAAAACACAACAGAAAAUAAUUUCCGUAUUGACAUUUGAUAACUUCCAAUUUGCCUGAAUAAGCCCCCAAUGUCUUGUUUAAUUUGUUCUUGAGGGGAAACAAGUUUAUAGGGAAAAUUGUGCCACAAGUGUUUGGAAUUUGAACCAAGGCAUCUGCCAGCCUAAGUCAUUAUGAAAGGUUUAACACAAUGUUCUCUCUGAACUGUUGAUUGUAUUCAUGUUAUUUGAUCAAUUGUUAGAAUUAUGCACAUUUUUUUCAUGGGAAAUGUCGCACCUUAAUACGUUGGAUGUAAAUGCUUCGACUUAAAUGCCUCAUUCAAUUUAGUCAAGUUGAUUAAUGUUCUGCUCUUCACAGGGAUACAGCUUUUAUCUACAGUAUGUGAAUGCCAAUUGACCACAGCAAAACACUGAAACAUCCAUUUUCCACCAAUGCUGUAUAACUUUCAACAAGUAUGCUACAGGGAAGGACCAACAGGAUUUGUAAGACGUUGGAGAAUAUGCUUGUACCCCAGAUGUACAGUACUAGUCAAAAGUUUGGACACCUUCUCAUUCAAGGGUUUUUCUUUAUUUUUUACUAUUUGCUACAUUGUAGAAUAAUAGCCAAGACGUCAAAACUAUGAACACAUAUGGAUUCAUGUAG